Molecule: messenger RNA, 2762 nt
Organism: Venturia canescens
Lineage: Eukaryota; Metazoa; Arthropoda; Insecta; Hymenoptera; Ichneumonidae
Exons: 3
Coding region: 123-1310 (395 amino acids)
Source: RefSeq, a predicted model, not a curated record
UCGCUGACUUUCGUAGUCUGUACCAUAAAUAUGACUCUCCGCAAUACGUCGAUGCGAGGGGAGAACGACAUCGUUAUUAAACAAGAACGAGUGAUCUCGCAGUUCGGGAGAGACCGUUGAUCAUGAAACUACACGCGAAUGGAUACCACGUCAACAAGCAGACGUCUCUUGAAGAGGGCUUGAUGCGAGAGGGGAAAACAGGCGAAGAUUCCCAGCACCGCGAUCUCAAGAGCAACCACUGUUCACAAUGCUUACGGUUGACAAAAGUGAUUCUGUACCUCGAAUUGGUACUCAUAAUCGGCUGGAUGGGGAGCGUAUUCGUCACGAAUUAUUAUCAGAUGGUGAAUCGGAACAGCGUUGCAGAGCCUCACAGAGGAUCGGAAUGGCCGCAGGAUUCAGUAGGCCUAGAUUCAACGAUAAACUCGAAUUCCCUGUCGCCACAUGGGAUCGAAUGGUCACCCGACCAAGACGAUGCGGAAGUCACAACAAUAGAAAGUGAAACGCACACGGAAUCGUCGAGUGAGAGCGAAAAUGUUGUUAACGAAUUGGGAACGAGGACAGCCACGAAUCCUCCGAACGAGGAAUCGAAGUGGAGGGAAUCGCCGUUUGCCUCGAUACACGCGUGGGACAGUUCUUCAAAAUCAACCAGUUCCGAGGAUCGAUUCGAUAAAUCGGGGUCCAAGGAACAUUCGGAUGAGGCCUCGUCGGCGGAGCAUCAUUUUGGAAUGACGGACGAAGAUGAUGAAAUCGAUCUGAAUCGUCUGUUGAUGCUGCCGCUUUGGAAUAAUGUCGUUUUGCCCUCUGAUGACCCCGAAGGAAAAGCAAAUUCGGUCAAAGUCACGUUCCAGGGGGACAAAAUUAUGGACGCAAGACUCAUAUUUACCGAUCCACGAUCGAUGGAAAAUCAGGGCUCGAGACAAGCGAGGUCGACCAUUGGACAGGAAGAAGACGAUUCUUCCAGUUCUUCGAGUGAAGAGUCCACGGCAGAUCCGAUCGAGUCGAGGCAUUCAAACUCGAGUAGCAACGCUGAUAACAACUGCCCCGCGAUGCACGACAACGAAGGUAACCCAAUAAAGCCAAAGGACUUGGUCGAUCACAUCAGCAAAAAUUUACUUCGUUGGAUCACGGAGACUGACAUUCCUGCGUGCGAGAGUCCAAAAAUCAUGGAAUCCGUGACGGUGGAUAAAUGUGGAAAUUUCAUAGUUAAUUGUACACUCAACACUCAUCAUAGUCGUGGAACUAGAAGCCUGAUGGAAAUAAGCAUUAAAGAAGUACCCUCGGUAAAUCAAUUAACAAACAGAAAAUUAUAAAAAUUUGCAUCAAUUAUUUUCGGAAACAAUAAGAAAUAGAAAAUAUGAAAAGAAGACACCGUCAAUUUAAUCAUUUUUGAAGUCUUCUUUGAGGUUAGGGAUGUUUCUUUUCCCGUACACACUUCGGAUUUCUUUACCCACUGAUGAAAAACGAAACACGCAGAAGUUGGGUUUCCUAUACGCGAAUAUACGUAGACUCAAUGCUUGCACUUGUACGUGAGCACGUACACUAACCCAGGGGCUACGGUGUUGCCGAAAUAUAUACUACGUUACCCAUAUUGAAGACUAAAACUCUCUGACUCACUACGUACCGAGGGUACUUCGUUAAGAAAGAGAAUUGUUUGGGACGAAUGGUAGCAUCGAAAAAAUAUUUUGAAACAUGGAGAGGAAAACUCGUCCCAGAAGAUGUUCCCAAUCGUCUAGUGGCGAAAAUUUAUGAGGAAGUGCAAAAACACGUCUUGGUACCAAUUCUGCAAAGUACUAUUGCACGACUGGACGGUGAGCGUCAGAAAACGAAUGAACAGUGGCAGGAUUCUGUGUUAACGAUCAAAUCGAGAAUCUCUGAUUUAAUGAACUCCAGACAUGAAUCUUUAAAAUCCGACAAUACUCAAACAUUGGAACAGGGAGCAGAGCUUCGUCCAAUUGUCGAGACGAUGGUUGACAUUUAUAUGAACUGUCGACAAUUUUUUAUAACACCUUUUACACUUGCACUGGCGAUUACGUAUUUAGAAGAUAUCGCAUGCCCUAUUAAAGAGUUGGGUACGAUAGAAACACAGGAAAAUAUGUUGGCAGCUAUGGUCGUGCCCGGCGAAUCUACAAGUCCGAAUAUCAUGGAGGUACGUAAGACAUUCAAAUCCAAUGUCAAGUCCUCGCUCAUCAACAUGGCACGAGAACAAUCGCGGGGGUUUCUAGUUUUCCCUGGCUCUAUCAACGUGACAGAUGAACAGUGGACGUCUCACAUGCUGGGCUUGAAACAAGCUAUUGCAAAAGUUCCCAAGGACCCAGCUUUUCGACAGCAAUUGGAGAAUGUCGUCUCUCCUACUCAAGCGGAAACGAAUAAUCUGCAGGAAAUUUAUAAACAUCUACUCAGAAACUUGCAAUGCAUUUUAAUCGAUACUUUUAGAGUGAGAGCAGCUCAAGACCUAAUAAUGUACGUGAAUAACAAAACAUACGUAGAAAAUAUGUAGGAAAAUUCAAAUUUCUUUCAAUCGAAGAUGAUUUUAUUCGAAGCGAUUAUAAUCACUGUUUUGACUUUCCCAGCCUACCAUCGUUAUAUGUGUGAUAAAAAUUCAAUGAGUCAACAACCCGACGAAGAAUACUGCUGUCAUUCCUGUGAAUGAUGAACGGGUAAAUUUUAUUUAAGAGCUUUGUGACAAAAGUCGAUAUUCCAGCGUGUUUAAAUGUCUUGACGCUCCUAGAAGGUGACAAAAUAUAAACGUUUCUUAUCAGAGA